This is a messenger RNA of Apus apus (common swift), 1273 nucleotides long. RefSeq names its product LSM7 homolog, U6 small nuclear RNA and mRNA degradation associated (gene LSM7). NCBI's taxonomy places the organism in Eukaryota, Metazoa, Chordata, Aves, Apodiformes, Apodidae. The coding region runs from base 22 to 363 and encodes 113 amino acids. The transcript has 4 exons. Gene Ontology annotation, biological process: mRNA splicing, via spliceosome; nuclear-transcribed mRNA catabolic process. The record is from RefSeq and is a predicted model, not a curated record. Gene Ontology annotation, molecular function: RNA binding. Gene Ontology annotation, cellular component: Lsm1-7-Pat1 complex; catalytic step 2 spliceosome; U2-type prespliceosome.
CUUCCGGCGGCGGCGGAUGAAAUGGCGAACGUCGGUGGCGGCGCGGGCAAGAUGGCGGAUAAGGAGAAGAAGAAGAAGGAGAGUAUUUUGGAUCUCUCGAAAUACAUUGACAAAACAAUCCGAGUGAAGUUCCAAGGCGGGAGAGAAGCAAGUGGUGUCUUGAAAGGAUUUGACCCUCUUCUGAACCUUGUGCUUGAUGGUACCAUUGAAUAUAUGCGAGAUCCAGAUGAUCAGUACAAAUUAACAGAGGACACACGUCAGCUGGGACUUGUGGUCUGCAGAGGCACUUCUGUCGUUCUUAUUUGUCCACAGGAUGGAAUGGAAGCUAUUCCAAACCCUUUCAUUCAGCAGCAAGAUGGCUAGUGCUUUUUUCCAAUUCUCUCUGAAGACUUCAAGGGUGCAAAUCAGCAGAUAAAACUCUGUGCGUGAGAAGCUUCCUGUUUUGGGGGAGGACUUUGAGUGUGUAUUUGUUAGUGUGAAAGAACAGUCAACUUUUAUUUUUGUGGCUUUUCAUAAAUAGUAAAGGAUGGGGCAUGGUGUGUAGGAAAUAAGUUCUGAUUAUUUCCCCCCCCACCCAGAUAAAUGUUUAACUACAUUGUUUUGAGCUGACAGCAGAGAAUAUACUGCCAGGGAAUUGUCCAAGACCCUCUUGAUCUUUUGAGUUUUAAAACAACCACAUCAAAUUAGUAAAAAAUGCCCUGAAUAUUGGUUAUGUUGUUUACAUUUUUAGCUGCAUUAAAAAAUGUGUUUAAAGCCCAGAUACAUUACAGCAUGUUUUUCUUCUGGGCAGGUGUCAGUGCUCAGCUGGGAAGCACUGUGUUGUAGCCUUCCUGCUGUAGAGUUCAGUCUCUUUUCCUGCUUGCUCCUGCUUCAGUGCAGGAAAAUUGCUUCCCUUGUUUAGUACUUUGUCAUCACCUUUACAAGUUACGUACAGCUAAGAUCUGUUCUAGCACUUGUUCCCAAUCCGUUUAUCAAAGGUUCCCCCAUUUCUAAAGAAGGGCUGGACUAACCUCUAGGAUGAUUCUUUGCUGAGUGACAUGAACCCUACAGAAGUAUCUUAUUUGAUACCUGGAAUUUUAGGGAAAAAUAUUGAAGAUCCUAAUGUUCACUUGCAGGCAGUGUCUGGAAAUACUGCAUAUUUUUGAUACUGUAGCUGUCCACUUGUGGUUACUGCAACUUGAUUUGUAAGUAAACAUUUUUAUUUCUUUUAUACUGAAGAAAUAGCAAGAUUUGAGGAGUUUUGAAUGAAUAAAUACAAAUUAAUUUCUUCCUA